Messenger RNA from Heterocephalus glaber (naked mole-rat), 1561 nucleotides. It is a transcript of the gene Slc51a, whose product is annotated as solute carrier family 51 member A. The record is from RefSeq and is a predicted model, not a curated record. Lineage: Eukaryota; Metazoa; Chordata; Mammalia; Rodentia; Bathyergidae.
AGGAGAAUGCAGGGGGGGUGGAUCAGGCCCAAGGCGACCAAGGCCUUCAUCCCAGAGGCGGGAGGGACCACACCUAAGGUCAGGGAGGAGCCAGAGCUCAACGCCUGAGGAUCAAAUUCCUCCAGGGUAAGCUCUGGAGACAGCAGAUUGGCACAGGAGGCCCGAGGAGGGAGAGAGCCAGAGGGGCCCAUCCUGUCACUCGUCGUGCCCCAGCCUCGUGCUCUGGAAAAAGGUAGCAGCCAGCAGCCAGCAGAAGCUGGAAGGAGCCACCCCUCAGUGCCUCCACCUGCCCACUCUGCCUGCCCGACAGAAAGCAAACAAUGGACCCAGGCAGGACUCAGAUAAAUCUUGACCCCAGGUUCCCAGCAGAGCUGCUGGAAGUGCUGAGAACCAAUUACAGUGUCCCAGCUGCCUGCUUCUCAUACCCCCCGACUGCAGCCCAGCUCCUGCAAGUCCUGGGCCCUGUGGAAAUGGCCCUCACAGUCAUCAUGACCCUCCUGGCCCUGGGCUCAGUGGGCAUCUUCCUGGAGGAUGCUGUCUACCUGCACAGGAACACCAGCUGUCCGAUCAAGCGCAGGACCCUGCUGUGGAGCAGCUCUGCACCCACGGUGGUGUCCGUGUUCUGCUGCUUUGGCCUCUGGAUCCCUCGCUCGCUCACGCUCGUGGAAAUGGCCAUCGUCUCGUUUUACUCACUGUGCUUUUACCUGCUCAUGCUGGUCAUGGUGGAAGGCUUUGGGGGGAAGGAAGUGGUGCUGAGGAUGCUGAAGGACACCCCGAUGAGGACCCACACGGGGCCCUGCUGCUGCUGCUGCCCCUGCUGCCCCCCUCUGCAGCUCACCAGGAAGAAGCUGCAGCUGCUGUUCCUAGGCCCCUUCCAGUACACCUUCUUCAGGAUCUCACUGGGCCUGGUUGGCCUCUUCCUCAUCCCCGAUGGCAUCUACAAUCCAGCAGACAUCUCAGAGAAGAGCACUGCGCUCUGGAUCAAUACACUGCUCGGCGUGUCCACCUUGCUGGCUCUCUGGGCCCUGGGCAUCCUCUUCCGUCAGGCCAAGCUGCAUCUGGGCGAGCAGAACAUCAGGGCCAAAUUUGCUCUGUUCCAGAUGCUCCUCAUCCUGACCGUUCUGCAGCCUGCCAUCUUCUCCCUCCUGGCCAAUGGCGGCCAGAUUGCCUGCUCGCCUCCCUAUUCCUCUAAAAUCAGGUCUCAAGUGAUGAACUGCCACCUCCUCAUCCCGGAGACAUUCCUGCUGACUGUGCUGACGCGGAGGUACUACCGAAGGAAAGACCACAAGGCUGGGUAUGAAACCUGCUCCUCUGCAGACCCGGACAUGAGCUCACGGGCCUGAGGGCUCAGGCAGCAGAAAAACGCUGGGCUCGCAGGACAGCACCAGGUUUCAUGGCCCCUCAACCUUGACCAAACAGGCAAGUUUCCAGUGUCGGCACUAGCUAGAUCCCACUCACUGGAAAGAGGAAGGGAAACUAUGCGGGUAUGAUGCAAUUGUUUUGGGUCUUGCCCAAGAAGGUAUUUUAAAUUUUGUAAUAAACAGAGUCUGAGAGUCUGUAA